Amborella trichopoda is the source of this 1023-nucleotide messenger RNA. Lineage: Eukaryota; Viridiplantae; Streptophyta; Magnoliopsida; Amborellales; Amborellaceae. The record is from RefSeq and is a predicted model, not a curated record.
GCGGAAGACAAGAAGGUUUGUUAGGGUUUUUGAAGCUUCUUUUUGUUUUGUUGCUGUGUGAAUUGAAGCUCAAAAUGAUAUCCAGGGUUGCAAAUUUUCUCAGAAUUCACUCCAAACCCCAUGUCUCUUCCCUAACAGAAGUUCCAGCCAAACUUCAUCCCUAUCAUCUACAAAUUCUAACAAUAAGAGGGGCUCAUAUAAACCCAUCAACUGAUGAAAACCUUGGCUCUGUCAAUGAACGUUUUGAAGGUGCCAAAGAAAACAUGGCGUCUCAAAACAUAAUUUCAGAACCAUCUGAUUCAUCACCUGAGACACCAAACAUUUCAUAUGCAGCUUCAUCAAGCUUGAAGGUCUCAACAAGGCACAAUUUGGCGAUGAUUUAUACAUGUAGGGUUUGUGAGACCAGGUCAGUUAAGACUGUAUGUCGAGAAUCUUAUGAGAAAGGGGUGGUAGUUGUGAAGUGCGAUGGGUGCAACAACUUGCAUCUAAUUGCCGACCGUCUAGGCUGGUUUGGAGAGCCGGGAAGCAUCGAGGACCUCCUUGCAACUCGAGGAGAGGAAGUGAAAAAAGGAUCACCUGAAGCCAUGAGCUUAACAUUGGAAGACUUGGCAGGACUAAGGUCUUCAUCUACAUGAAUCUCAUCCAUUUCAAGCAAACUCAUGUGUAGCUAGCUUUCUUUGGGCACUUAAAAGCUUGUUGAUGCUCAUGCCCUGCCCACAAAGCUAUAAGCCAGAUCGCGUUCGUUUUUCUUUGAUUGGCUUUGGUACAACUCUGGCGAACUUCUUGAGGCUUGGUUUUUUCAACACAUUUCCCUUCCAAUAGUUGUGCUUUAAACUAAGUCAUGUGAUCAGGAAGGACAUUUUCGUUGGCGAUUUUAGAAGAUACUAGCUGAUAUAAGUGGAGCAAAAGUAGUUCUUGCGUUGUUACCCUUGGUUGAUUGCGUUUCAGCAUUUGCUAAUAUUCAAGUGCAUAUUGAUAUGUUAUGUUCUCUUCAAGGUGCUGGCAUGCGGCCUUGCUUCUUCA